AUGCAGCUUCCCACUCUCGUCUCGUCUCUCUCCCUCCUGGGGGCCGCCUUGGCGGUUUCGGACCAUGUCCAGACCUUGGAAGAUAGGGCGGUGGCCAACGCGACGGUCGUUCUCAAGACAGCAACUGUCGUCGGAAACGUCAUGAACAAUGUUGAAUCUUUCGGCGGCAUUCCCUACGCCAAGCCGCCUACCGGACAAUUGCGAUUGAAGCCUCCCGUGCGCCUCACAGAUAACAUUGGAACCUUUGACGCCACCGGCCCGGCGGCUGCCUGCCCGCAGAUGGUUUCCUCUUCUGACAGCGACAACAUCCUCUUCAACCUGUUGGGAGACAUUGCGAACCUUCCUUUCGUUCAGAAGGCGACUGGCCAGACUGAGGACUGCCUAACCAUCACGGUGGCUCGUCCUCAGGGCACCACGGCAGAUGCGAAGCUGCCCGUGCUCUACUGGAUCUUUGGAGGUGGAUUUGAGCUCGGAUGGUCCUCCAUGUACGAUGGAACCGGCCUUGUCCAGCACGGUGUCGAUAUUAGCAAGCCCUUCAUUUUCGUCGCCGUGAACUACCGCGUCGCCGGCUUCGGCUUCAUGCCCGGCAAGGAGAUCCUCGCCGACGGGUCCGCAAACCUUGGUCUCCUCGAUCAGAGAAUGGGCCUCGAGUGGGUUGCAGACAACAUUGCGGCUUUUGGUGGCGAUCCGGACAAGGUCACCAUCUGGGGCGAGUCUGCCGGCGCAAUCUCCGUCUUCGAUCAAAUGGCUCUGUACAACGGAAAUAACAAGUACAACGGCAAAGCGCUCUUCCGCGGUGCCAUCAUGAACUCUGGCAGCAUCGUCCCUACCGACCCCGUCGAUUGCCCGAAGGGCCAGGCCGUGUACGAUAAGGUCGUCUCAGAGGCAGGCUGCGCCGGCAAGGCCGACACGCUGGCCUGUCUGCGCGGGGUUGACUACACUACGUUCCUGAACGCCGUCACAUCUGUCCCUGGGAUCCUCUCCUACAACUCUCUCGCUUUGUCUUACCUGCCCCGUCCGGAUGGCAAGACUCUUACUGCGAGCCCUGAUGUGCUGGCUAAGAACGGCCAGUACGCAGCCGUGCCCAUGAUCAUCGGAGAUCAAGAAGAUGAAGGCACUCUUUUCGGCAUCUUCCAACCCAACCUGACUACCACUGAUAAGCUCGUCACGUACCUCAAGAACUACUACUUCGCGACUGCCACCACGGCCCAGAUAACUGCUUACGUUAACACCUACGAUGAUGGCGUGACAGCCGUCAUCAACGGCAGCCCUCACCGCACCGGGCUUCUUAACGAGAUCUUCCCCGGCUUCAAGCGCCGUUCAGCCGUCCUUGGCGACUUGGUUUUCACCCUAACUCGCCGCGUCUUCCUCACCCUUGCUAGCUCCGUACAGCCCACUGUACCUUCGUGGUCAUACCUCUCGUCGUACGACUACGGUACUCCGAUCCUGGGUACUUUCCACGGAUCCGACUUGCUCCAGGUCUUCUACGGUAUCAAGGACAACUACGCCGCGCGAAGCAUCCGUACCUAUUACACCAACUUUGUCUACGCCUCAGACCCUAACGUGGGCCUCAAUGGAGCCUACCCAGCCUGGCCCCAGUGGUCCCAGGGCCAGAAUUUGAUGCAGUUCUUUGCGGACAAGGCCAGCACUCUGAAGGACGACUUCAGAAAGACGAGUUCCGACUGGAUCCUGAAUAACGCUGGAAGCUUGUACUUCUAG
Messenger RNA from Colletotrichum abscissum, 1719 nucleotides. Its product is annotated as carboxylesterase. The transcript is spliced from 2 exons. The record is from RefSeq and is a predicted model, not a curated record. NCBI's taxonomy places the organism in Eukaryota, Fungi, Ascomycota, Sordariomycetes, Glomerellales, Glomerellaceae. The coding region runs from base 1 to 1719 and encodes 572 amino acids.